Messenger RNA from Emiliania huxleyi CCMP1516, 3105 nucleotides. RefSeq lists its product as hypothetical. Bases 91 to 2475 code for a protein of 794 amino acids. NCBI's taxonomy places the organism in Eukaryota, Haptophyta, Isochrysidales, Noelaerhabdaceae. The transcript has 6 exons. The record is from RefSeq and is a predicted model, not a curated record.
CGCUGCCAAGCGCCGCUGCCGAGCUGCCGAGCCAAGCCAGCCCAGCUGGUUCGCCAGGCGAAUCACCGGCGUGGCUCGUGGGUGCUGGCUAUGAGAACCCAGUCGGAGGAUCAGUCACCACCGUCGGAUGAGCGGCCGAAGUGCGUCUAUGUGCUCCGGGCCGCUCUCCUGGUGCUGGUUAUCGCGCUGGCGAUAUUCGCGGCAAUCCUCUACCGCGAUGUCAUGCUGCCGCUGAUGCGCAACGAGGCUCGCGUGGAGUUGUGCUCUUUCCGCAUCUGCGGGCCCAGCCUGGCCGAGGCGCACAUCCAGAUGCCGCUCGGCGCAAACAGCUCGACUGAGGAGCUGCGCGGCGACUGGGCUGCGCGAGGGUUCGAGGCGUGCGCCCGCUCGGUGGAGGCGCUGGCCGUGCGGUCCGGCUCGAUCGCGGCCGAGGUGGACGUGCUCGCCUACAACCCGACCUCGCUCUCGCUCCUCUCCACCAUGGCACGCGCAGACAUCGUCCUUGAGAGCGAGGUCGGCUCCUUUGGCUCGCGCGCGAAUGUGAGCGCGGCGAUCGCGGCCGGCGCCCUGAUGUCGUGCGCGGUGCCGCGGCCGUUCGUCCUCCCUCCCCUCUCGUGGCGGACCGUGACGCUGCACUGCCGCAUCCCGACCUCGAGCCGCGUCGCCGCCGAGCUCUCCGCCUUCGCCUCCACCGGGACUGUGCGGGCAGGCGUGGUGGCGAGGGGCGCCCUCCUGCCGGCGGCGCUGCCGUGGCUUCCCGCCCUGGGCGUGCCGCCCGCCGAGGUGGAGCAGAGGACGGUCCAGAGGGCCGGCUCGCCCCACCAGCAAGGCGCCUUCCCUCCGGGCUUGAGCGAGCCCUGCCCCGCCCACUGCCACAGCCAGCCUGCCGGAGGCGUGGCCGGCGGCGGGAAGGCCUUGCUGUGCGAGAGCAGCGGCUGCGCGGCGUGCGAGGAGUGUGCGCUCGUCGAGGAGGAGGCAGCGGCGGAGGAGGAGGAGAGCGGCGGGGAGGAGUGCCGCUGCGACCGCUCUCACCCUCAGUGCGGGCGAGAUGGCUGGUGCUACUCGUGGUUCAACGAGAACCCGGACUCCGGGUGCGGCUCCUUCUCCGCCAGCUGCACCGACUCGUGCGUCGGAGAGUGCCUCCACGCCUCGCCCGCCCCGGCCGCACCGCCGACGCCGCCCGGACUCACGCUGAUGGGCUUUGGCCGGCGGAGGCGCACCGAGGAGGAGGGCGAGGAGGGGCGACGGCACUCCUCGCGGCGGCGCUCCCUCGAGGCGGGCGAGGCGGGCGAGGCGGGGAGGGCGGCGGUCUGGGAGAAGCUCGAGGCGCAGAGGCGGGUCGCCCGCUGCUCCGGCGUGCACGAGCAGGAGCGGAUGGCGAAUCUGACCGCGCUGCACGUGGGCGAGCCGGUCGUGCAACAAAAGGAGAAGGUGUUCUUCGAGCUGCUCGUGCGGGCCGCAAAUUGCGCCUUCUCGGCGGACGAGAUCGCCGCCGCGACGGAGGAGCUGAGCGACCACGUCGACGCCGUGGCGGAGCACUGGGGCGAGGGCGUGCAAGACGUGGUCGACGGCAUCUCUCACAUCGCCGCCACCAUCACGCACACGCCUCGCCCUCCGCCGCUCCCUUCUCUCCCUCCGGUGCCGCCGCCGCCGCCGCCGCCCUCGCCGCUGCCCUCGCCGCCUCCGCCGCCUCCGCCGCCGCCCUCGCCGCUGCCGCCGCCGCCGCAGCGGCCGCCGGCGUCGCCUCGGCCCCGGGAGCCGACGAGGCAGCGCGCCGACGUGUUCGACGACUUUUUCGAGGGCAUCUUCCCGCACGUGGGCGAGUCGGACGAGGCCGCCGGCGACUCGUCCCGCCAGCAGCCGCAGGGCCUUCUCACCGUCGCCACCCAGGACCUCCUCCUCUCCAUGCUGCCCACCGGCUGCACCGCGGCCGGGCUGAUGCAGACGGAGCUCGCCCUCUCUCUCUCGCUCGGCCUCACCAACCCGACCGCCUUCCCCGUCCUCCUCUCGCCCGCAUCGAGCGCCGCGAUCCGCGAGGUGACGCCCGCCGGCGCCCUCCGUCUGGUCGGCGAAGCGCGCUUCGUCGACGAGUCGCUCUCUCUCCCGCCGCACUCGUACCGGCGCGCGCUCGUGGUGGUGGACUUCCGCUACCUCGUCGCGCGGCUGGGCAUCGACCACGAGAUCCGGCACGACGACGCGCGCUUUGGCGCGACGCACACGCCGCAGAUCAUCGACGCUCUCGUGCGCGCCGACCUCCUGAUCGACCUCUCCCUCGUCGUCUCGGUGCUCGGCAUCGAGUUGAAGGUGCGGCUGCCGCAGGCGGGAAGGGUACGCAUCCGUGACACCCGCGGCGAGAGCCGCCCCGGCGAUGAGGACGAGGAGGAGGACAAGCCGGUGGCACGAGGCGGGCUGGCGCGGCAGGCAAAUGCGACCGCCGUGUACCGAUUCGGGGGACCGCGAGAUAGAGAUAGGUAGUGAAGUGUGCAUGACUGUCAGAAAUUAAGGACCCAGCCCCCCCGCUCAUUUACCCAUCCCAGCUGUCCCUUUUUAGUUACCAGCUGCCACAGGCACAGCGGGGCAGGGCACACACAAGGACGCUCCCCUCUAACCUCUAAGAGUAGAAACAGACAUGGCACACAUGCCGAUGUGAGCGCGAUGAGCGAACGUGCGAUGUGCGAUGUGGCCCUCCAGGGGUGUCCAGCCUCACAUGAGGCUGAAAGCGCCGUAGCCUGCGGCUUCGGCAGCCUCCUCGUACGACGCUGCAAUCGCGUGCGCUUCGGAUAUGCCAAGCCCUCUCGGCGACGCCUCGUCGAUUGGAGGCGUCGCCUGGCCAGCCACCUCAUCGUCCGCACUGACAUCACCACCGCCGGCAGCACCCUCGGCGAUCGCCUACAAGCGACAGAAGAAGGGAUGGCAGAAGCGUGCCGUGUUGCUCCUGAACUGUUGAAGGCGCGCCGCGGGCUUUACUGAGGAAAGAAGAGACCCGUCCCGCACCAUGUCGAUGCGGUUGAUUCUGACCUGCAGGCAUGGGAUGUCGAGCAGCAUUUAGCGGCAAAAUGUGAAUCGUCCCUCGGCGCCAUGCUCGGCUCGAGUGGGCAUCUAGAC